CUCUCUCUCUCUCUCUCUCUCUCUCUCUCUCUCUUUCUUUUCGUGCUCGGACUUCUCAGAGGUACGAUUUCGUAUCGCCAUUUUUGCUUGCCCAAGUUAACAAUCAAUAUCCCAAAAUCCAAUACCUAAAAAGCAAUCUCAAUUAAUUAUUAUUCGAUUACUGAAUUUCGAUUCUCCGAUCAUAAUCCUUUGAAGUUUUCCGAUUACAACUAAUCACUGCUUCGCUUCCUUUCCAUCCAUACCUAGGGUUUAUAUUGCCUCAUUCACAAAUCAAUUUCACAAAUCUCUUAUCAGUUUGAUUUUUCCUUUGAUUAUAAUCUCUACAUAAUAGUGAGUUUUAGUUGUUGUGUUUGGGUAUAUAUAUAUAUAAUAUAAUAUAUAUAUGUAAUGGCGAGCGCCGGCGACGAAGACAACGACGCCGUAUUGAGCGACGUGGAAGCCGACGAUCCGGUGCCGGUUGUGAUCAAGAGUCUCCCUCCGCUGGAAGAUGUUACCGUGGAGAGAUUUCGAGAGGCUCUCGCGGAGCUCGAUCGGGAGAGGCAAGCUCGCGAGGCGGCCGAGAAUUCGAGAUCGGAAUUGCAAACGACGUUCAAUCGGUUGAAGGCUCUCGCUCACGAAGCGAUCAAGAAGCGUGAGGAAGCGUUGCGCGAGAAAGAAGAAGCUUCGAGAUCGAACGAGGCGUUAUCGGCCGAAUUAGCCGAAGCCGUUCGAGUGAAAGACGAUGUUUUGAAGCAGAGGGACGAGUUGGCGAGGCAAUUCGAUGAAGCAGUGAAGGCAAAGGACUCGUCGAGAUCGGAGAUUGAAACUGCGGCUCAGAUGUUAGUUACCGGAAUUGAGAAGAUCUCUGGGAAGGUGAUUAACUUCAAGAAUUUCAACGCUGGUGGAUUGCCGAGGUCACAGAAGUACACUGGAUUGCCAGCAAUCGCUUAUGGAGUUAUUAAGAGAACAAAUGAGAUUGUUGAGGAGCUUCUAAGGCAGAUUGAUUCUACUGCAAAGUCGAGGAACGAAGCACGGGAUCAGAUGGAGCAGAGGAAUUAUGAGAUUGCUAUUGAAGUUUCUCAGCUUGAAGCCACGAUUAGUGGGCUGAGAGAAGAGGUUGUGAAGAAAACUUCUGUUGUAGAGAGUUUAGAGAAAUCUAUAGCUGAAAAGGAUGAUAAGGUGUCUGAGAUGGAAAGAGGGAUGUCAGAUAAAUUAAAUACGGCUGAGAGUGAGUUGACUGAGCUGAGGCGGUUAAUCAGAGAGUAUGAUGAUAAGUUGAGGGACUUGGAAUCGAAAAUGGACUUGCAAAGGCCGUUACUUGUUGAUCAGUUGAAUUAUGUAUCGAAAAUUCAUGACCAGAUUGAUAAUGUUAUUAAAAUAAUUGAUGCUAAUAAACUAGACCAGUCGGAGUUGUCAGAGUCCUUAUUUCUCCCUCGAGAAACAGACAUGGAGGAGAAUAUGCGUGCAUCUUUGGCUGGGAUGGAAUCUAUAUAUGAAUUGACCAGAAUUGUUGUUGAAAAGAGCCAGGAUUUAGUAGAGGAGAGGAAUCAUGAAGUUAAAAGCUUAAAUGAUAUGGUCUCUCGAUUGGUGAAGGAGAAAGAACAUGUUGGGUCGUUACUCAGAAGUGCUUUGUCAAAAAGGAUAUCAGCCGAUCUGUCUUCCAAAACAAAUGAAUUGUUUAAAGUUGCAGAAAAUGGAUUAAGAGAGGCUGGGAUAGAUUUUACAUUUAGCAAUCAUCUUGGGGAUGAAAAAGGUCCAGCUUCGAUUGAUAAAGCAGGUGCUCUGGAGACAGAGGAAGAUGAAAUAUAUACCUUGGCUGGUGCUUUGGAGAAUAUUAUUAAACAAUCCCAACUUGAGAUUAUUGAGCUGCAGCAUUCUGUAGAGGAGCUAAGGGCAGAGGCAAGUUUACUUAAAGAGAAUGUCGAAGCUCAAGCCAAGGAGCUCAGCCAUAGGAAGCAACAAAUAGAGGAACUCGAAGAGAAGGAGAGAGUGGCAAAUGAAAAUGUUGAAGGACUUAUGAUGGACAUUGCUUCUGCUGAAGAAGAAAUUACAAGAUGGAAAGUGGCAGCACAGCAAGAAGCUGAUGCUGGCAAAGCUGUUGAACAAGAUUUUCUAGCACAGUUGUCAACCAUACGCCAGGAACUUGACGAGGCAAAGCAAUCUGCGAUGGAGUCGGAGAAAAAGCUCAAGUUUAAAGAAGAAACAGCAGCUGCUGCAAUGGCAGCAAGAGAUGCUGCUGAGAAAUCAUUGAGAUUGGCAGACUCGAGGGCGUCCAGGCUGAGGGAGAGGGUUGAGGAGCUGACGCAUCAGCUCGAGGAGCUCGAUACUCGACAAAACUCAAGAAAUAGCCAAAAUGGCCCUAGAUAUGUCUGCUGGCCAUGGCAAUGGCUCGGGUUGAACUUUGUAGGUGUACCCCGGUCCGACACGCAGCAAGAACCAAGGAAUGAAAUGGAGCUUUCUGAACCCCUUCUCUGAAAUAUACUCUCUUUAGUUUCUUCUUUCCAACCUUUGUGUAUUUAUUGUAGCUUGUAGCACAUUCAUUCUUCAAGGCAAAGUCCAUUAAUCUUAUUAGCUAAUUGUACAAACACAAGCAUGUUUUAGAGCCUCAGAGUCUUAUGACAAAUUUUCUGUUUUUUCUCACUAUGAAAUAUGAUUGUAUUUUCUAGUCA
Messenger RNA from Cornus florida, 2648 nucleotides. RefSeq lists its product as uncharacterized. The transcript is spliced from 5 exons. Lineage: Eukaryota; Viridiplantae; Streptophyta; Magnoliopsida; Cornales; Cornaceae. The record is from RefSeq and is a predicted model, not a curated record. Bases 388 to 2454 code for a protein of 688 amino acids.